GAGUCUCUCCCUCCAUGGCGGGCUCAAAGUAUGCAUAUGUCAGACACUUUGAACUGCCAGAUCCACUUCUGCCUGCCACAUUCAUCGUCUGUCGCCUCGAUGGCCACUCUUUUCAUCGGUUCUCAGACGAACACGCCUUCGCAAAACCCAACGAUGAGCGCGCACUCAAGCUAAUGGAUCGUGCUGCUCAAUCUCUCAUGACAGAGUACAAGGACAUCGUCCUUGGUUUCGGAGAAUCAGACGAAUUCAGCUUCCUCCUGCGCAAGACAACAAACCUUUACAACCGCCGCCACGCCAAAAUACUCACGACCCUAACUUCGUUCUUCACAUCGUGUUAUGUCUUUCAUUGGCCACAGUACUUUCCCGAUACCCCUUUGCGGUACCCACCCUCCUUCGACGGUCGCAUCGUUCUCUAUCCCAACGAGCGCGAAGUUCGCGACUACUUCUCGUGGAGACAAGCAGACACUCACAUCAAUAAUCUCUAUAACACCGUCUUCUGGGCACUCGUCCAACAGGGUGCUCAAACUACCACAGAAGCACACGCCACUCUACGAGGGACGCUGUCGAAAGCUAAGCACGAAAUACUGUUUUCGCGCUUCAGGAUUAACUACAAUGAGAUCUUCCCGAGAUUUCGUAAAGGCAGCGUUAUCGUAUGGGAACAGAUACCGGAUGCCCCGCAUGAUAUCGGAAAUUCCCAAGACAUGGUGUCCACGCAAGAUCCAUCGGGGGAUAACGCCGUUGAAAAUUCUGAGCCCUCGAAUGACAAAGAUGCCACGUCGAGCUCUCAGCCAAAGCAAAAGCAGAAACUACAAGUCAAGCCUCGCACGACGAUAGAAAUCAUGCACUGCGAUAUAAUAGGUGAUGAAUUUUGGCAAACACGUCCUUACCUACUUUCUGGAUAAACGAAGCAUACUGGCAUCACAUCUAAUUUUGCGUACCUUUCAUUUGGACCCACUACACUUCCAGUUUCGAAGUUCAUUGCCGAUGUGACCGUGGUCCCGAGAAAAUGAUGCUGAAAAUUUAGUAUAUAAUGAGCUGUGGUUAGACAGAGAAAAAACUGUGCCCAGCGUGUACCACAUCUCUGUGCCAAUGAAUCACCUCCCACAGUUACCAGUGGUCGUGUCAGCCUCUCUAGUUCGAUUGCUGAUGCCACUACACAUAUAUAAACUCUAUUCUGAGCACUAUGACGGUACUUCGCAUCGCAAUCGAUAUUUCUGACGACCAGACUGUCAGGGUCGCUGGUGAGCCUGACGCUCAGGACAAAGGAGAAGAAAAGAGAGGGCGGUCGGU
Serpula lacrymans var. lacrymans S7.9 is the source of this 1290-nucleotide messenger RNA. RefSeq lists its product as uncharacterized. The coding region runs from base 15 to 902 and encodes 295 amino acids. The record is from RefSeq and is a predicted model, not a curated record. Gene Ontology annotation, biological process: tRNA modification. Gene Ontology annotation, molecular function: tRNA guanylyltransferase activity; magnesium ion binding. NCBI's taxonomy places the organism in Eukaryota, Fungi, Basidiomycota, Agaricomycetes, Boletales, Serpulaceae. The transcript is spliced from 6 exons.